CAGAUCGGUUAUAUGCAACCUCUAUAUAUUAAAAUAUAUAGAGAGACAUAUUAUUUGCUCCCCAACUAAACACCCUCCAGCAUCAACUAUGAAAUAGUUGUCAAAUGUCAAAUUAACUAUAACCAAUACCACAAAUUAAUAUAAUCUAGAAUACUACCGCUAAAAAUGGCAACCGCAACGACAGCAGUAACCGCCUCAGCCCCCCAUCUCUCCGCCAACGACUCCGCCGUCCUCCAAGCCCUCUUCGACGCCGAAUCUUCCCUUUCAAACGCUUCUACCGGAAUCCACCUCGACUCUUCCCUUCCUCAGCAGCUCCCCGGCAUAUCCCCCGCCGAACUCUCAAAACUACAAGCGCUGGAACGCGCCGCGAUACUCCCCUUGCAGGCAGAGACAACAGGCAGAGACACAAUCAGAGAUGCCAACAAGAUAAGAGCGGCCGUGGCGAAGCUGACAGCCAUCAUUGAGGAGAACAAGGGGUAUGCGUCUGCGUAUGUGAAUCGGGCACAGGCGGCGAGGAUGCUGGUAGAGAGUGGGAUGGAUGGGAACGAGAAGGAUGAGGAGGAGCAAAGGGAAUUGGCAAACAUGAUCUUCGCCGACCUCUCGACGGUCAUUUCACUACUUAGCCCAUCUCCUUCCUCUUCCUCGUACUCUCCCUCCCUCUCUUCCGCAUCACAGCAUCCAUCCCCCCUCAGCCCCCUCCACGCCCGCAUCCUCGCAAACGCCCACACCCACCGCGCCUACAUCGUCUACCGCGCCGCGCGGGCCCUCGACUCCAAACCAUCUCCUCCCUCUAAGAAGAAGAAUAAUAAUAAUAGUAAUAAUAAUAAUAAUGAUAAUACUACCCCUGGCACUGCCACACUAACAACUCUACCCGUGCACCUCCGCGACAAAUCCGCCCAGCACCUGGAGGAGAUGGCCAGUAUGGAUUUCCAGUUGGGCGGGCGGUAUGGGAACGAGAUUGCGCGCCAGAUGGCGGUUAAGACGAACCCGUAUGCGAAGAUGUGUGGGGCGAUUGUUAAGGAGGCGAUGAGGAAGGAGAUGAUGGUUCACCGGGGGGAGGGGGAGGGGGAGGGGGAGGGGGAGGGUUUUGUGGUGUAGAUAUAUGUCGGGGGUAUGGUGGUGGUAGUGGUGCAUUUGUUUGUUUGGUUGAGUCGUUGCCUUUUUUAUGUAUUGUUUAUUCUGGGGGAGGUACACACAGUAUAUAUGUAACUUAAUAAUGUAUUAGAUUAGAUUGCAGUGAUUGAUUGGCAUUGGGUGUGGUGGUGGUAUCUGGCUAAGAUGCACAGUUCGGAAGAAGUUGAAUAUCAUAAAUCAAAUCGUCCACUUUAACUAUUCCUUGCUAUUGAAGUAAAAUACGUAACAACGUGAGUGAUAUAUCGAAAUUGUCGAAAAUAGCUACUAACCCACUCA
Messenger RNA from Blastomyces gilchristii SLH14081, 1410 nucleotides. RefSeq lists its product as uncharacterized. The record is from RefSeq and is a predicted model, not a curated record. Gene Ontology annotation, biological process: cilium assembly. The transcript has a single exon. Lineage: Eukaryota; Fungi; Ascomycota; Eurotiomycetes; Onygenales; Ajellomycetaceae. The coding region runs from base 166 to 1098 and encodes 310 amino acids.